Molecule: messenger RNA, 1127 nt
Organism: Glossina fuscipes
Lineage: Eukaryota; Metazoa; Arthropoda; Insecta; Diptera; Glossinidae
Product: beta-lactamase-like protein 2 homolog
Exons: 4
Coding region: 59-934 (291 amino acids)
Cellular component (GO): mitochondrial matrix
Molecular function (GO): RNA endonuclease activity; single-stranded RNA binding
Source: RefSeq, a predicted model, not a curated record
AAAUAAUGAACAGUUGAACAAAGAAGAAAAUUUUUGGCACGCAUUCAUUAAAUAUAAAAUGGCAUUCAUUCCACCAGUUACUAGACUUUCUUCAUCAAUAAUUAGAAUUUUGGGAUGCAAUCCCGGUCCUAUGACUUUGCAGGGCACAAAUACCUACUUAUUAGGUACUGGAAAAAGGCGUCUUCUGAUUGACACUGGCGAUAUUGACGUGCCUGAAUAUCUGCAACAUUUAGGUAGAGUUUUGGAGGAGGAAAGAGCUACAAUAGGCGGAAUUAUUUUAACUCAUUGGCAUCAUGAUCAUGUAGGUGGAGUUAAGGAUAUUUUAAGAAUGUUUGCUGAUACAGAUUGCCAAGUUUACAAACAUCCUCGAAUAAACGAGACCGACAUGUGCCCCGAAAUCCCGCCAAAUGUUCAAAUUCAAUCAUUGAAAGAUCAAGAAGAAUAUGAGGUAGUUGGGAGCAAACUGCGAAUAGUACAUACUCCUGGACACACUACUGAUCACAUUAUUCUUACCACGCCUGAAGGGAUACUCUUCAGUGGGGACUGCAUAUUGGGAGAAGGUACCGCGGUCUUUGAAGAUUUAUACAGUUAUAUGAAAAGCUUAGAAAAUAUAUUAAGCAUUAAUCCUGCUAUUAUAUAUCCUGGACAUGGUAACAUUAUAGAAGAUCCAAUUGCGAGAAUAAAAUAUUAUAUAAAACAUCGAUUGCAAAGAGAAGAACAGAUUCUCGAUCUUUUCAUGCGAAAUCCUCACAAGCACAUGAAAUCUAUGGAUGUGGUGAAAGUGAUAUACCAAGAGGUCCCUGAACACCUGUGGUCUGCCGCUUCUCUUAAUGUUGGUCACCAUUUGUCAAAACUUGUAAAAGAAGGUAAACUCUUAAAGGUAUUGCAAAGCACCGAAGAAACUUAUGUCUUAAAGAAAACCGGUAACCUAUAAGUCAAUAAAUGAAAUUAUGAAAUGUAGUUAGAAAAUGAAAUGACGACGGCAAUUCAUACGAUCGGGUGCUUUGUCUGCACCCUUUUAUGGUUUUCGUAUAUCUCAUUGUAAUAGAAGGUGAUAGCAGUCAAACUAUGAUGUAUCUUUAAAUAAAAUUUUACAUUAACGCGUAAAUAUGGAAAAGUUUGAAAAU